UGCGCGGAGAGCGUGCGCGCCGAGCGAUCGAUUGAUCGGGCAGGAUUCGGGCCUCCAUUUUUCUAAAGGAGAGCUGAGACCGCGAGAGCCGGACCAGCGGGAAUGGAAAAUGAUGAUACUGCGGUCCAGUAUGCAAUUGGCCGUUCAGAUACAGUGGCCCCUGGCACGGGGAUCGACCUAGAGUUCGAUGCAGACGUCCAGACCAUGUCCCCAGAGGCUUCAGAAUACGAAACGUGCUACGUCACAUCCCAUAAAGGGCCCUGCCGCGUCGCCACCUAUAGUAGAGAUGGGCAGUUAAUAGCGACCGGUUCUGCCGACGCCUCCAUAAAGAUCCUUGACACGGAGAGGAUGUUGGCCAAAAGUGCCAUGCCGAUAGAGGUCAUGAUGAACGAGACUGCACAGCAGAACAUGGAAAACCACCCAGUGAUUCGCACUCUCUACGACCACGUGGAUGAAGUCACGUGUCUCGCUUUCCACCCGACAGAGCAGAUUCUGGCCUCUGGCUCAAGGGAUUACACUCUGAAAUUGUUUGAUUAUUCCAAACCAUCUGCGAAAAGAGCCUUCAAAUACAUCCAGGAGGCUGAGAUGCUACGCUCCAUCUCGUUCCAUCCUUCUGGAGACUUUAUACUUGUUGGGACUCAGCAUCCUACCCUUCGGCUCUAUGACAUCAACACAUUUCAGUGUUUUGUCUCUUGUAAUCCGCAAGAUCAACACACGGAUGCUAUAUGUUCCGUUAACUACAACCCUAGUGCCAAUAUGUACGUAACUGGCAGCAAGGACGGCUGCAUCAAAUUAUGGGAUGGUGUUUCCAAUCGCUGCAUCACGACUUUUGAGAAAGCACAUGAUGGUGCAGAAGUUUGUUCUGCCAUUUUUUCAAAAAAUUCUAAAUACAUUCUCUCAAGCGGAAAAGACUCUGUAGCCAAACUCUGGGAGAUCUCGACAGGACGCACGCUGGUCAGAUACACAGGUGCCGGUCUCAGCGGACGGCAGGUGCACAGGACACAGGCGGUUUUCAACCACACCGAGGACUACGUGCUGCUGCCGGACGAGAGGACCAUCAGCCUCUGCUGCUGGGACUCGCGCACGGCCGAGCGCCGGAACCUGCUCUCCCUGGGCCACAACAACAUCGUGCGCUGCAUUGUGCACUCGCCCACCAACCCCGGCUUCAUGACCUGCAGCGACGACUUCCGGGCGCGCUUCUGGUACCGCAGGUCCACCACCGACUGAGCCGGCCCUGCGCGGGCUUCCCUUCUCGAGGACUGCCCCCUGCCUGGCUGGCCCGUCACCAGCCUCCGUAGUAAGUCACUGCACCGUCUGUGGUGGUUGAGCCGCCACCUCUGCAGCCUUCUGAGAUUUGUACAAAAGAACCUUUUUUUACCUUGAUGCCGAAUCAUGGUGGAGAAAGCUGGAAACGCAGAUCUGUGCAGUUGCUCCACAGUCACUGAUAAUUACAGGGUGAUUUUCAUCGGUUUUGUAAACACAGUACUUGCCAGUUGUCUUCAGUCUCUUGACCAUUUGAAGAAGGAUGGAGUAUUGAAGUGCUUUCUAGAUCUCAAGUGGCUCUGUCAUGGAGAAUGUCAUUUGGUUAUUUUGUCAACUUGUGUGCCUGUUCUCUGCGCCCUCUUUGUAUAUUUACUUCCUUUCAGAAUACGUGUUGGCAGAUAAACAGUCCUGCAGCUCUGAGAAUCAGGAGUUUUGUGAAACCACGUUAGAGAGUUUAUCAAUUCUGUCCUAAAAUGGCGUCAUUCUGAUAAUAAAGCUCAGAUCUGCAACUUCAGCGUUACAUAGUUUUUACUUCAAUAAAAUUAACAGCCAAUUAUUUCCUGAAGAUUUCUAAAUACAUCUUUCAUCAUAAUCUCUCACCUUAUCCUUUCUUUACCUGCUAUGCUUACUUUCAGUAAAUAUAUUUCUGAUAAGAUUAUGAUUUGGUAAGGAACAUAAUUGAAAGUUCAGUAUAACCAGAUCUCAUCAAAAUUAAGUGUUCCUUCUGUUGUUCUCCAGUGUUGGUCACCUUCACAAAUGAUUAACAUCAACUGACUUUGUUCUUAGGGGAUUUGAAGUCUUAUUUUUAAGUUCCCUUCAGCAUGAGCUGUAACUUCUCAUCAUUGGUGCACAUGGUAUCUGCAGCCUUGGAAGAGUUACACAGUCAGCCAACUGAUGGACGUUUUCUUUUUCUUAAACUUUUUAGAAGGUGACAAUAUUUCUAUGGUUUCAGCUCCAGCUAGGUCAGAAAAUCCUGAACUCCUCAUUAUAAAUAUGAGCUUUGGUUUGUAUUUAUCCCAAUAAACAAAUACCUAAUGACCUGCAUCAGGGUAUACCUACAAAUGUAAUCUGGGGUCAUUUGAUAACAGCAGUAAACAGAUGAAAGUGCAAGUAUCUGCUUUAUACUGUAGGAACUUGAAACUCAUCCUGAAGUUAUUGCAUAAAAAUUCUGCGUUGGUCAUCACCUUUGGGAGGGACAUUUUAACUCCUUGGUCUGUGAAGCCAUUUUAAAAGCAUUCUUAAAGUGUUAAACCCCAGGGUUCAGGUUUCCAAAGAGCUUACAUGUUUUGAUACAGAAGACCAAAAACCAAACCCGUUGCCAUCGAGUCGAUUCCCACUCAUAGCAACCCUAUAGGACAAGGUAGGACUGUCCCACAGGGUUUCCAAGGAGCCGCUGGUGGAUUCAAACUGCAGACCCCUUGGUUAGCGGCUGAGCUUUUAACCACUGCACCAUCCAGAGUGAGUUUAAAUUGACGGUUUUAUUUUGCAACCUGAUUCUCCCGUACUUGAACUUGGCCAUCUGUGGGUGAUGCUUUUGUGAGAUUAAAAGAAACUUACUGAUUAGGAACAGGGAUAACCAGUUCUACCCAAAAAAGUUACGAGCCAAAACUCCCUACUUCCUUUUCUGACUCUUCUUUUGCUUUUAACUUAAACUAAAGCAGAGGUUUGCCGUUUUCCUCAUGAUUCUGUCUGGCGCAUGUACUGCCACAUACUAGAACGACCACACUACACUUCUGAUGGAGGUGCUGUUGGAUCUUUUUAGUUGCUCACAACUGAAAAUGCCUACAUUUUAGUUUGGGGAGUAGUCUCUGCAAUAGGUGUGUAGUUUCAGGAUUUCUACUUACAAGAUCAAGAUAUCUUUGCAUAUGCCCAAAAUAUUCUUCUUUUAUUUUUUUUUUCUUUUUAAAAUCAUAUUGAUGUUCUGAGCUGAUGUAAACGCCAUGCCUGUUACCCAGACUUGAUUUCCUCACCUCAUUAAUGGUACUACACAGUACCUUGGCAUUCAAAUGGUGACUAUUAUCCAACUAGAAUAUGAACUUACAACUUCUGUUAUUUUUUAAAGAUAUGUGUCUUCCGAAAUAAACUUUUUAUAUAUAAUAUUUUAAAGCUAGUUCUUUUUUUUUGGAGCUUAGCUUUGAAGGUUUCCGUAUUUGAACAUCAGUUCUUACACAGGAGGUAUGCCUUUGGUCUGCUACUCUUCACACUAUUUCUUCAGUGCUUUGUCCUAGAAGUCAGAUUUUUGUAGCUUAUCACCUGUAGCUGCGCAGCUUUGCUCUUCUCCCCUCUAUGAGUUUAGACUUCGAGCACAGCUCAGUUUCGUGGGACCAUUCCGAGAAAGCUACCUUUUCCCUCAGGAAGGGCGGUGUCAUGGGGACUCCUGUUACUAACUCCAUAAGUAGCAAGGAAAAUAUUUCUCUUCUGGGCUACAGUUUCCUUUCCUGUGAUUAAAGGGCUUAAUAAAAAAAUCUCCAAUAUGCACAUCAACCAGUGAAGCUCCUUUUUUCUCAAUGCACCAUGAUAUAACAGAUUUGAGGUACAUUUACUUUCAGGGAGGAGACUCCUGUUUCUGAAAAUGUGAUAGACCAGAUACUCUGAGAACUCUUCAGAACAAACCUGGAAAGAAUUUGUUUUUAAUCUCUGAAUAGAUAACUGAGCUAGCAAGAAAGGAGGAAAUUCCUGAGAGGCAAAAACAAGGCGUAAAUUGAGAGGGUUAGUGGAGUAUUGGGGCUGACGAUUGUACAAAGGGCGUUUGCCAAUCUUGUGUAGCCCUGAAGAUUUCUGAACAGAAGUCAAAACUUUGGGUCCUCACAGGAUGGGAACUUGGAUCAAGACCCAGAAAGCCUGGAACCCCAAAGGUGCUCGCCUCAA
Trichechus manatus latirostris (Florida manatee) is the source of this 4131-nucleotide messenger RNA. It is a transcript of the gene CSTF1, whose product is annotated as cleavage stimulation factor subunit 1. Gene Ontology annotation, cellular component: mRNA cleavage stimulating factor complex. The transcript is spliced from 5 exons. Gene Ontology annotation, molecular function: protein binding; RNA binding. The coding region runs from base 103 to 1227 and encodes 374 amino acids. Gene Ontology annotation, biological process: mRNA 3'-end processing. The record is from RefSeq and is a predicted model, not a curated record. NCBI's taxonomy places the organism in Eukaryota, Metazoa, Chordata, Mammalia, Sirenia, Trichechidae.